This is a messenger RNA of Acipenser ruthenus (sterlet), 2181 nucleotides long. Its product is annotated as tetratricopeptide repeat protein 33-like. The coding region runs from base 684 to 1487 and encodes 267 amino acids. The transcript has 5 exons. The record is from RefSeq and is a predicted model, not a curated record. Lineage: Eukaryota; Metazoa; Chordata; Actinopteri; Acipenseriformes; Acipenseridae. Gene Ontology annotation, molecular function: protein binding.
UAAGCUGAAUUAGUUCGUAUCUCACCUCUGUGUGUAGGACUAGGAGACAUAUGCUGCACAAUUACACACAAAAUACACUGUUGUUUUCUUUGGUUAUGUAAAAUAUGUGAUAGGAAAAAAAUUGCGAAGGAAAGUGGAUUUGCCUGGAGUUACUUCGCAGCUUGAAUAUGCUGUUAACACAAGGUUGAAAGAAGAGCAGGAUAGUGGUCUCGUAAACAGUACUACUACAGUAUAUUAUUUAGUGCCCGAGUUUGAAAGUAUUUCUGUUAUACAAAUGGAGUUUUGGUUGUAAAGUGUUUUUAAGAGAUGCAGUAUAGACUGUUGUAGCAUCCGGCAUACAUAUUUUUUAUUUGUUUCUUUCUGUACAAUAUGAGAUCUAAUAAUUAUAAUAAUCAAAUACAAUUGUGUCAAAUCAUCCAUUUAUAUUUAUAUUUACAGUACUUGAUUUUCUCAUCCCAUGCUGGACCCCACCUGAACCCAUACUUUCCAAUGGGCAGGAUAGAGUGAAAGUGAAAUGCUUAUGGUGUGCUAUUAUUAAUGCGUCACUUGUAACUCAUUAAGUGGAUUUGUAGCAUUCUGGCAAGAUAAACUAGCUUCACAUGUACAGUAUAUCCAACUCAUUACAAAAUCGGGAAGAGAUUAUCAGCCAAACAACAAGGGACUUUUGUGAAUGUGGUUAAAGAAUGGCAUCAUUUGGCUGGAAGAGGAAAGCUGGUGACAAGGUGUCAAAGGUGGCUGCUCAGCGAUUUGAAGCUGAAGCUACUGAAGAAGCUGAAGUUGAUGGCAAUGAGGUUGACUGGCUCCACGUCAUAAAGCGCCGCAAGGAAGUUCUGCUCGAAGACUGUGCUGCCAAGAGCAAACGGCUAAAGGACGAGGGAGCAAUUCUGGCAGGAAAUGGAAGACACUGGGAAGCAAUCGGAAGGUGGGAUGAUGCUAUCCAGUUAACCCCAGAGGAUGCUACUCUGUAUGAGAUGAAAUCACAGGUGCUGACAGUCCUGCAGGAAGUCUUCCCAGCAGUCCAGGCUGCGGAGAUGGCAGUGCGACUGAACCCCCGCUGGUGGGAGGCUUGGCAGACAUUGGGAAGGGCACAGCUUAACCUUGGAGAGGUUGCAUUGGCGGUAAAAAGUUUCCAGACAGCCAUCCACAUCUGCCCAGCAGAGUGCUCCCUGUGGGAGGAGGACCUGUCUUGGGCCCUGAAGCUCCGAGAGCGGCAGAGAGCUGCUGAAGAGGCAGCCAGGCUGGAGGAAGAAGCUGAAAAGCAGCUGCUUGCCGCUUCCGAGCUGAUCCCUGACUAUGACUUUGAAAGUGACGAGGUUGUGGCAGCCUGCGUUGCCAUAGCAGAGAGGCAAAAGCAAGCUGAAAAAAACAAGAAAACUGCCGUCAUCAUGACUGCGUCCAGCUCUGUAGAGACUGUCAGUGAGAAUAAAGACAGCAAGACAACACCUGCUGACCAACAGUUUGUCAAAGCACGAUUGCUGGACCAUUAAUCACCAGGUCACGGAGGACUUGCUAACCAGGACUACAAAAUAUUGUUGUCUCUUAAUAUAAGCAAUAGAUCCACAACAGGGACAUUCUAGCAUCAGAAAGCUCUCUCUGUUUUAUCUGUGUGAUGGUUAUCUAUUUAGGGACAAAGAGACAGAUUUAGCUAAAGCAAUUUGCAGUUUUUUUUAAUGUUACAAAACUAGUAACUAUCAACAUAGACACACUUUUUAGUUGUUUGGAGUAGUUUGGUUCUUUGCAGUAGUUUGGUAGUUGUACAUUUUUUUGUUUCUAUCAACAAAAAUUUUACAAAUUGCAUUUUGAUGUAAAGAUCUUGAUAUAAACCCGAGCCAAGCCAAAAUGUUUUGUCUGGAUUAAUCAUCAACAGUUGUCAGUUGCCCCCCCCCCAUGUGUUCCUGAAAAUUGACAGCUUGUGUAUGUGUUUUGACAGAAGAAUGUGCCUGUCUCUUCCCACGGUUUUGGGCACCUUUAACUCAGCAGUUUGGAGCGCCUGUUUUUGGCAUUGGAAAAGCAGUUUAUCCUCAGAUCUUUUGGCCUGUGAAAAACAUGACCACAAGGACCAAUAGAACUUGGCAGUGGAGUGGAGUCAGGGGAUUGAAUGGAGUUUCUGUUCCCAUUUAAGAUCUUAAUAUCUCAAUAUGCAAUGUGAUUCGAAAAAUAAACACAGUCCAGAUCACUGAG